AUGACUAAAAUCAUUUGUAGGCCAGGAAAAGAACUUCCACAUAAAAACUCUAAACAUCUGAAACUUGGUGUCCCGCUUAGAGGACGAGAUACAUUACUGCAACGAAUGACUUUCUAUAAGAUUGCAUCUUUCUCUGAAGGAUGGGUUUUUAUCUCUGCUAAUGUUUCAGGAGAAGCAUUGGUUGAGUUACUAAGGGCUCUAAAUGAUUCCAGUAAUCGAAUUAAAGAUUGGAAUGACUUUUUGGUGAGCCCUUGUGUUAGUUGGUCUCAUGUUACUUGCAGAAACGGAAAUGUCAUAUCCUUGAGCCUAGCUUCGAUUGGAUUUUCAGGAACUCUUUCAUCGUCAAUUACCAAACUAAAGUAUUUGGUUAGCUUGGACUUGCAAAAUAAUAAUCUAUCUGGUGUUGUACCUGAUUAUCUGGGCAGCUUGUUACACCUGCAAAAUCUCAACAUCGCACACAAUAAAUUUAAUGGCACUAUACCAACCACUUGGGGUCAACUUUCAAACCUGAAGCAUUUGGUGAUGAAAGGAAACAAAUUAAGUGGAACGAUUCCUGAUUCACUUGCAAAUAUUACAGGAUUAAGUGAACUGGAUCUGUCAUCCAACAAUUUGACUGGGAAAAUACCGACAAAAUUGUUCUCGAUACCCCUAUUCAAUUUUACAGGAACUCAUCUUACUUGUGGCACCAGCUUGCAGGAACCUUGCAUUCCAAAUUCCUCAAUUCCAGUUUCAAGCAGAAAAUCGAAACUUGAAGUUAUUGUGACUGGUGCAAGCUGUAGUGCCUUCAUUCUUCUGAUGCUUGGGGCUGUCUUUGCAUAUCGUUUCUGCAAAGUGCAUAGAUGCAAACAUGAUCAAUUUUUUGAUGUGGCAGUGUGA
Molecule: messenger RNA, 876 nt
Organism: Ilex paraguariensis (yerba mate)
Lineage: Eukaryota; Viridiplantae; Streptophyta; Magnoliopsida; Aquifoliales; Aquifoliaceae
Source: the annotation of a GenBank genome assembly